AUGGCCCACCUGCAGCGUCCCGAUGGCAGCUGCAGCGCAGGAGAUGAUCGCAGCCUUGACGACGCAGCGGAGGACCUGCAGGCCGACAAGGAGCUUCCUUCGGCAAAGGCAAGGCCGAAACCGAGAGAGCUGCGGCAGCGUUGGCUACAGAAGGUCCGCGCGAAUGGGCACAAGCUUGGUGCCGCACCGAAGGACCUCCGGGCCGACAAGGAGAUCGUGAUGGAGGCCGUCAAGCAGAAUGGCAUCGCCUUAGAAUACGCCUCCAAGGACCUCCGGGCCGACAAGGAGAUCGUGCUGGAGGCCCUGCAGGAGAGUGGCCAUCCCUUGCACUACGCCUCCGAGGACCUCCAGGCCAACAGGGAGGUCGUCCUUGCGGCCGUGAACAAGAUGGGCGUUGCCUUGAGAUACGCCUCCAAGGACCUCCGGGCCGACAGGGAGUUCGUCCUGGCGACCGUGACGCAGAGUGCCUAUGCCUUGCAAUACGCUUCCAAGGAAAUCCGGGCCGACAGGGAGUUCGCUCUGGCGGCCGCGCAGCAGAGUGGCUAUGCCUUGAAAUACGCCUCCGAGGACCUCCAGGCCGACAAGGAGGUCGUGCUGGAGGUCGUGAAGCAGGAUGGCGCUGCCUUGGAAUACGCCUCCGAGGACCUCCGGGCCGAUAAGGAGAUCGUGCUGGAGGCCCUGCAGCAGGAUGGCCUUGUCUUGAAUUACGCCUCCAAGGACUUGAAGGCCGACAAGGAGAUCGUGCUGGCGGCCGUGCAGCACGAUGGCAGGGCCUUGGAAUUCGCCUCCACCGACCUCCAGGCCAACAAAAAGUUUGUCUUGCCGGCCGUGCAGCAGAGUGGCGACGCCUUGGAAUUCGCCUCCGAGGACCUCCGCUGCGACCGGGCCUUCGUCCUUCAGCUCGUGGAGGCCACCAAGGCCUAUUGGCUCUGCGACUUCGCCUCGGAGGAGCUCCGAAAGGACGCGGACUUCCGGCAGCAGUGCCGAGAGGCGGCGGGCACUGGCCUGGUUUGGACCUAUUACGACAGCUUCUCCAUGUUCUACGACAUGAGAUAUAGCUUCCCGACUACCGGGGCGUCAAUUCCGGGAGGCGCCGCCUAUGACCGAGUCAUGGACAGGUUGAAAGCCUCCGAUCACGGCGCUGCCACGGUCUGGUUUGGCGAUACACUGGUCUGGGGCUUUGCCACGGAGGGUUGGCUGCACCCGCCAGAAGAGUGCGGCCGGGACGACGUCCCAGUGCCAGCUGCUGAGGGGCGGCACCCGAAGUGGAGCGGCAAUGUCGAAUCGAGGUCAGCUCGAGAGCUGCCGGAGGUCAACAGCCGGCACCCUUGCUGGUGUUGCCACUGGUUGCGCGAAGUCAAGAGGCAGCACGACGAGGGCAAGGUCAUUUGCUGUGCCGUUUCAAACGUGUACGAGCCGGACUGGGUGGAGAAGUACGGCGCGGGCUCUUCGGAGCUUUCAGACGCGCGUGCCGAAGAGUUCAACCUAGCCAAGGAAACUUUCCGGAAUGGCCGGCCCGAAGGAUGGGGCCAAGGCACGAUUAAGAUCGGCAACGUUGAGUACGACCGGGAAGCCCCAGUCCACGAGUGGACGAAGAAGCCGCUGGGCGAGGGCUGCCGUUGGGAGCGGCAGACCCUGGACAAGUUGCCUUUCCCCGUGUACGCAUUCUUUGGGCCCUGA
Molecule: messenger RNA, 1680 nt
Organism: Symbiodinium sp. CCMP2592
Lineage: Eukaryota; Dinophyceae; Suessiales; Symbiodiniaceae
Source: the annotation of a GenBank genome assembly